AUGCAUGGUGUACUUAGCAUGAUGAAUCUAAAUAUCAUGGUAUAUUUUUAUAAGUAAAAGCCUAGCUUGAGUCUCAUCCAGAGCAUAAAUUAUAUGUGCUACGUAAUGUCAAUCCUUAGAAUCUUCGUCAAAAAAUAUAACCUUAGAGAGGUGCAUUUGAAAUUAAGCAUAAUGGAGUUUACAUAUAUUCUAAAAUCAAAUCGACCUUAUUCCCCAAUCCCGCAGUAAUAAAUGAAAGAAUCACAAAGUUCUUUUAAGAUAAAAAAGAAGGGGGAGACCUCACUAAAUAUGCUAAUUCAGUAGAGAAAAAGCAGUAACCACCUCCUAAAAAAAGAGAUAUGGCUGCAAUUUAUGGAACUUACUAUGUAGCAAUUUAAAAUGAGUAGCAGCGCCUUGAAGAACUUCGCUAAGAAGAAGAAAGAAAGAGGAUUGAAAGAGAGAGGGAGGAAGAAGAAAGAAGGAUUAAGUAGGAAGAAGAAGAAGCUGAAAGAUUAAGAAGAUAAGAAGAGGAAGAAAGAUAGCGCCUAGAGUAAGAAGAGCUUGAAAGACAGUAAAGAGAGCAAGAAGAAGAAGAUGAAAGAAGACGUAAAGAAGAAGAGGAACAGCGUGCUCAGUAAGCUUAAUACGAAUAAGAAUAGUAAUAAUAAGAAUAAUAAUAGCACUAACAAUAGGAGCAUUAAGAUUAAGCUCAUCAUGAAGGCUAACAUCAUGACUAGCACCAACAAAACCAACAUUGAGCUUUUUAACAAAAUAUACAAAAUCUUAAAUUAUAUUAAAUCAAUCAAUCAAUCAUACAUACAUACAGAUAAAUAGAAUGAUAAAUAAAUAAAUAAAUAGUUAAUAAAUAUAACUCAAAUUAGAGAAUUUUUCAAAAUUGUCCUAUAUAAUAGUAAAUAGGUUAUUUAUUUAUUUAUUUGUUAAAAUAUAAAGUAAAUAUAUUGA
This is a messenger RNA of Tetrahymena thermophila SB210, 942 nucleotides long. RefSeq names its product transmembrane protein, putative. The record is from RefSeq and is a predicted model, not a curated record. Lineage: Eukaryota; Ciliophora; Oligohymenophorea; Hymenostomatida; Tetrahymenidae. The transcript has a single exon.